Andrographis paniculata is the source of this 1214-nucleotide messenger RNA. Its product is annotated as protein LIKE COV 2-like. Bases 204 to 998 code for a protein of 264 amino acids. The record is from RefSeq and is a predicted model, not a curated record. Lineage: Eukaryota; Viridiplantae; Streptophyta; Magnoliopsida; Lamiales; Acanthaceae. The transcript has 7 exons. Gene Ontology annotation, cellular component: Golgi apparatus.
CUUUCUAGUAGAAAGUACGUUGAGCUUCAGUAGUAGUACUUUCUUCGGCCUUACGCUUACUCCACCGCGCGGUGGGGUGGGGUGCACUGUGCAGUGCAAUAUCCAUCUAUCUUGUCAUCGAAUUUUCAAAUUCUGGAUCUUGUACUAAAUUCCCGACAGAACAGGUGGUGCAAUCUCAGAGCAUUCUGCUAUUUUUGGUAUCAAUGGCGGAGGAGAAGGAUGCCACGUCGGUGCCGCUGAGUCAAGGCAGCGGUGUUCACGAAGAAGGACGAGAUCCCGAAGAUCCGCUAAAGCCAGCCCCCAAUUCUCCCGAUUCCUCCACUCGUAGGGCAUGCUGUUUCGUGCUCCAAAGUUGGUUUUCUAAAAAAUUCAUGACUGGAUGUGUGGUGUUAUUUCCGGUGGCUGUUACAUUUUUUGUGACUUGGUGGUUCAUUCAAUUUGUUGAUGGUUUCUUCAGUCCUCUGUAUGCUCAGCUGGGUGUUGACAUAUUUGGACUUGGAUUUGUGACAUCAUUGCUUUUUGUAUUUCUUGUUGGUGUAUUUGUUUCAUCAUGGUUGGGCGCUACGGUUUUCUGGAUCGGAGAAUGGUUUAUAAAGCGAAUGCCCUUUGUGAAACAUAUUUAUUCUGCCUCCAAGCAAAUCAGUUCUGCAAUUUCUCCUGAUCAAAAUAAAACUGCAUUUAAGGAAGUUGCCAUUAUACGCCAUCCUCGUGUGGGUGAAUAUGCAUUUGGCUUUAUCACUUCAUCAGUUGUUCUUCAGGGAGACGACGGAGAUGAAGAACUAUGCAGUGUUUUUGUUCCAACAAAUCACUUGUAUAUUGGAGAUGUGCUGUUGGUUAACUCCAAGGAUAUCAUCAGACCGAAUCUUUCUAUCCGUGAAGGGAUAGAAAUUAUUGUGUCUGGGGGUAUGACGAUGCCCCAAAAGAUCACACCGAUCACCCCAGUGGAUCGUCGAAUUGGUAGGGCAGGUGAAAGAGUUGCCCUGGGCAGACUAAACUAACUAGUUAAGAGUGAACUACUACAAUUGCUUCUUGUGGUUAGUGUUGUGAGCAAAAAAGGAAAAGGGAGGAAUUGAGCAUCAGUGUUAUUAUUAUUAUUUUUAUUUUUCAAUCUCAAUUCUUUCUUCUAAACAGAGUUUAGUACAUUGUAACUCUAUGGUUCUUUUUUAACUGAAGUGUUUUAUAUGUAUACAUAUAUAUAUAUAUAUAUAUAUUUA